CAAAUGUCAGGUACUUGGGUAUCCAUAGUUCAAUAGAAGCCACAGUAGCCAUUUUAUCUUUACCUGCGUACUCACACGCAUCGCACCUAACCUCUACUGUUCAGUUAAUUUUUGUACAGCAUCGUGUUAGGAAGAAAUUGCAUAUUACAUUUUAUUAUACUAGAUAGAUAUUGACUACGCCGUGUAGAUUUAAAAUUAAUUGAACAUGGAUCAAAAGUUAUGGCUUCUUGUCGAAUGGAUAGACAAACCAAACAUAUUUUCUAAUUACGUCGUCGUUAGCAAUCACUGUUUAAUGAAACACGAGAAAGAUCUUCAUACUGGGAAAGUGGUUUUACUUCGUGACAAGCGUAACAAUAGUGCACGCAAGGCGCGAAUUCUUCGGUUUUCUGAUAACAAACAUUAUCUCAAAAGUUUGAAAGGGAUGUUGGAAAGACAAGACCAUAAGGUGAAAACUGUUCUUUCAAACUGUGUGAAUACUAUAAAAGAGAAAGCGGGUCCAAUGUUUUCAGCUGCAAAUCAAUCAUUACCCAUGCCAAGUCAGAGCGCAUCAAGUAUGAUAAGUCAUAUUGACGAUGAAAUUAAUUCCACUGACAGCGAUAUCGACCAAGAGAUGAAUCUCGAUUUUACUACAGCCACGAUGAAUUAUAACCAAAACAAUCGCGCGGAGGCGAUAAUUAAUGGCCAAAUAAGACGAUUAUUGAACGACAAAUCUAUAAUACGUAACCGUAGAUUAGUUGUCAGCUAUCCUCCUAUACCCGAUAGGAACGUUCAGAAUCUUAAACUGACAUUCGAUCAAGGAACGCAGACCGAUCCUGUUCUCGAUUAUCCUUCAAGUGUCAAUUUAGAAGAACUGGAAACGGCAUUAAAACGCUUGUACCAGCAGGUCCUAGCCGUAUUAUCUAAUUUUGAAAAAAAUGAAAGACGAUCAAUAAUGGAUAGGACAUCUGAAGAUCGAGGACUAGAUGAGAAUGAAGAGAUUUUAGCAGUAGAAGAACCGACCGUUGUUCUUCAAAAUACGUCAAGUGUUGAGCUCGAAAUGGAUGAGAUGGCUGGUGGCUUAAAAAUACGUAGAGUAUCAGCGCAGACUACUAACGCAUGUUUGCCAUUGUCUGUUAACAAUGUUGAUAUGGUUUCAAUUGGAAACGGCAAUGUCACCGUGCCUGCCAGACUAAUGACAGAAAUCGAUUGGACUUCCCACACCUCAGCGACGAGACGAUUGUUGCAAGCCGUCUUUCCUAGAAGAAUUCUAGCUACUCAUUCCUUAACUGGAAAGCAGUCACCAGCGUUUGCGAAUAAACCACCGAAAAAGCAAUUGGACCCCAAAUUAGUAGACGAUAUUGUCAACACCGUCGCUGAAAGGUGCAAUGUUUCUAAAAGGAUUGUUAGGAGCUCCAUUACGACGAAAUGUUCGGACGAAGCAAAGUUAUAUAGAAAUCGUCAACGGUUUAGAAAAAAGCGCGAACAACAAAACCGAGAGAACGUCCCGCCAUCUUCUGCGACAUCGGGCGAAUCCACCACUGUUUGAGAUUAAGGAGACAAAGAUCUAAAAUCAAUUUUUACCAUUUAUUCAAUUAUAUAUUAUUCAAUUGAAAAUAUGUAAAUACUAUUAAAUAAAAUAUAUUUUAUA
Messenger RNA from Nymphalis io (European peacock), 1627 nucleotides. RefSeq lists its product as uncharacterized. Gene Ontology annotation, biological process: positive regulation of neuron differentiation; negative regulation of Notch signaling pathway. Lineage: Eukaryota; Metazoa; Arthropoda; Insecta; Lepidoptera; Nymphalidae. Bases 206 to 1525 code for a protein of 439 amino acids. Gene Ontology annotation, molecular function: DNA binding; transcription corepressor activity. Gene Ontology annotation, cellular component: nucleus. The record is from RefSeq and is a predicted model, not a curated record. The transcript is spliced from 7 exons.